ACGACCCUGAAGCGGCAGCUUAGCCAGCUCGCCUUUCUCCUCCACCUUGUCGGCAAACCUGGCUUGGAGUUGCUUCUCGAGAACCGACCAGUCUGGCUCGUCCUCAUGUACUCAGGUACGGAAUAAAUUCGAGUUAACAGGGAAAAGCAGGGAUGUAAAAGUGCCCGGCGCGGCCGGCUGUCAAAUUUCUUGAACCCUGCGAUCAUACCCCUGUGGCGUUCACGCUAGCCAUGGAGAGCACCCUUGAAGACUCCGCUGCUCCCAAACGUUCUCCCAACUUUCAUCAGCAAACACUCCAAGCAAACUGCAAAAGCCAAGUGACGGACCGAUAAUAUGGACGCAAUCCGGCACCUAAUCGGGGCUUCUCCCGCGCGGAGCCCACCCCCUCGUGUGGCGACAGACGACAUCUACCCCCUGCACAUGCUGGACGACACGAAAACACUGCGGGGCAUCGUGGUGACCUGGGUCCUGCGCUUCAACGACGUGCUGGAUGCAAACCAGCUGCACGCAUCGCUGUCGAAGCUGCUCGAGAUUGGGGACUGGAGAAAAAUGGGCGGGCGGUUGAGGCUGGGCGACGACGGAGAGCUCGGGAUCCAUGUUCCGCGGCCCUUUACGGCAGACCGGCCGGCCGUGUCGUACUCCCACGAAACGCUGGCCGUCGAUAUCGAUGACCACCCGAUCGCCAAGCAGCUCCCCAAGGCCACUGACGGCCCAUCCGUCCACACCGUUCCAGGUGAAGGCUUCCGGUGCUUUGCCGCUCCGGUCGGUGCGCCCGAGACCCUUGCCGAUUUUAUCCACCGCGACGUGCCCCAGCUGUCGCUCCGCAUCACGUCCUUCAACGACGCGACGCUCGUGGGCCUGUCGUGGCCGCACACCCUGAUGGACGUCAUGGGUCAGCAGGCCCUUCUCCGCGGCUGGUCCCUGGUGCUGGCUGGCAGGGAGGCAGAUGUCCCGCCCGUUUUGGGUGCGCGGGAGGACGCCAUCUGCGCCGCUGCCGACUCGGUGGUCGGGGAAAUGGAAAAGGAGGAGUUCCAUCUUGGCAAGAAGCGGCUGGGAGGUUUUGGUCUGGUCAAGUUUGGACUGCGGUUUGGGUCGGACCUGUUGUGGAACCCGACCGUCGAGACGCGAACAAUCUUUCUGCCCAAGGCGACGGUGGCCAAACUGCGAAGCCUGGCCCAAGACGACCUCACCACGUCCUCCGGGGAGAAGCCGUUUGUCAGCGAGGGCGAUGUGCUCACGGCAUGGGCCGCGCGGGCCGUGGCCUCUUCACUGCCGCAGCCGCGGCCUCUCACAGUCCUUCACGCGGUCAACGCGCGCUUCCGACUCCCGUCACUCCUGGCGCGGGCGGAAACGGGUGUGUACAUCCAAAACAUGGCGGUCGCCGCAUGCAGCUUCCUCCCCAACUACGUGGCUACGGGACCGCUUGGGCCCAUCGCCCUCGAGAACAGGCGCCACCUAGCCGAGCAAGCCACUCCCGGUCAGGUACUCGCCUGCCUUCGCGAGCUCCGGCAGCUUCCCAAGACGGAAAGCGACCCGUCUAUGGUGUGCGGCGAGGCCGAUGCGGUGCUUGUGCCCUUUACCAACUGGACGCGCGCCGACAUCUUCAACGCGGCCGACUUUGGCCCGGCCGUGAUACGUCCUGGCGACGUGUCCUCCGAGAGAACCAACCCGCCCGGCACCAUCGUGUUCCACCAUGCCGGAUCCAUGUUCCAGGGGCCCCAAGUCAGGAAUGUUUUUGUGCUGCUGGGCAAAGACCAUGAAGAGAAUUGCUGGAUCACGGCCAUGCUGCUGCCGAGGACUUGGGCCAAGAUCGAGGAGGAUUUGAACGGAUUGCGUGUCCGAUCGUGAUAAAACAACAUCCAUAGUACAAUUGUCGAGGGGGACCUCGGAGAUGGCCUUGGACAUCAUCCCACAAGUUGAU
Messenger RNA from Chaetomium fimeti, 1921 nucleotides. RefSeq lists its product as uncharacterized. The transcript has a single exon. Bases 334 to 1848 code for a protein of 504 amino acids. Lineage: Eukaryota; Fungi; Ascomycota; Sordariomycetes; Sordariales; Chaetomiaceae. The record is from RefSeq and is a predicted model, not a curated record.